GCCGCCAAGCUUCAGUCCCAGAAGAGAGCUGCUGUCUGAGGAGGAAACUGCAUCUUCACUGGCCAGCCACAAGAGGACCUAGGGUCGCGCUGGGCGCCCGACGGACCCUCCCCAGGGAACCGCCUGCCUUGCACCUCCUGGCCCCGCCGGGCCCUCCGCAUCAGGUUCCCCAGCCACAGCCUCACCUGCGGGCUCCAGAAUUUCCAGGGCUUUCAGAGGAUGCUCGGGCCACCGACGGGGACCUCGGGGCAGCAGUAAAGGGGGGCAUCCAGCCCCUCAUUCACCUCCUGUCCUCGUGUGCCAAGGACUCCCCCCAGGGGACUAGCAUGGUGGUUUUCCCUUGGAGCCCCCAGGCUUAGUACGUCUGAGAAGAUGCCUGCCAUGAGGCUGUUCACUUGCUUCCUGCAGCUCCUGGCUGGACUAGCGCUGCCUACUGUGCCCCCCCAGCAGUGGGCCUUGUCUGCUGGGAACAGCUCAUCAGAGGUGGAAGUGGUACCCUUCCAGGAAGUGUGGGGCCGCAGCUACUGCCGGGCACUGGAGAGGCUGGUGGACAUCGUAUCUGAGUACCCCAGCGAAGUGGAGCACAUAUUUAGCCCGUCCUGUGUCUCCCUGCUGCGCUGCACCGGCUGCUGUGGUGAUGAGGACCUGCACUGUAUGCCGGUAGAGACAGUCAAUGUCACCAUGCAGCUCCUAAAGAUCCGCUCUGGGGACCCGCCCUCCUACGUGGAGCUGACAUUCUCUCAGCACGUGCGCUGCGAGUGCAGGCCUCUGUGGGGGAAGAUGAAGCCAGAAAGGAGGAGACCCAAGGGCAGGGGGAAGAGGAAGAGAGAGAAGCAGAGACACACAGACUGCCACCUGUGUGGCAAUACUGUUCCCCGGAGGUAACCAGCCCCUCGGAGGAGAGACCCCACACCCGCCUCGUGUAUUUAUUACCGUCACACUCUCAGUUACCUCCCUGCUGGCACCUGCCUCUAUUUAUUAGCCAAUUGUAUCCCUGCUGAAUGACUCACCCCCUCCAAGAUGAGGAGCAGGAGGGACAGGACCCUCAGGAAUUCAGUGCCUUAAACAGAACGUGAGAGAAAGAAAGAAGACAGACCCAGGUGUGCUUCAGCUUGGGAAGAAGCCAGCCAUGUGGCUUUGUGAGGGGCGGGCCAGGCCCUCGGGGCCCCAGAGGUGUCCAGGGGGCUGGAGAGGAAAGGACAUAGGGACCCACAGCCUGUCCCUGGGCCUUGGGCUCUGCACAGACAGGCAGCCCUUGCUCGGGGAGCUGCUGGCCAGGGUGGUGUGGGGUAGCCUGCUCUGGCCGCCAAGGCCCCUGCUGGGAGGGAGGGCAAGCAGCAGUUCUUACAGCCUCUUCCUGGCGGCAGCUCUGCACCCUGGAGAUCAGAACGUUCGGCUCCGGAGAACAGUGGUUGCCUGGGGGCCUUUGCCACUCCUUGUCCCCUAGGUCUCACCUCACAUCUUGCCACUGCUUGUGCUGGGACAUUGUUCUUUGUAGCCAAGGCAUCACCAUCCUGCCCCUCUCAGGGACAUGGCAAGAGUGGGCCCCAGGCUGGACAUGGAGCAAACUGCCCCCACGUGGCUGUCUGACUGCCAAGUCAGAUUCUCUUGAAUAAAGUAUUCUAGUCUGAA
Camelus dromedarius (Arabian camel) is the source of this 1632-nucleotide messenger RNA. RefSeq names its product placental growth factor (gene PGF). The coding region runs from base 373 to 885 and encodes 170 amino acids. Gene Ontology annotation, cellular component: membrane. Gene Ontology annotation, molecular function: growth factor activity; vascular endothelial growth factor receptor binding; chemoattractant activity. Gene Ontology annotation, biological process: positive regulation of angiogenesis; positive regulation of endothelial cell proliferation; vascular endothelial growth factor receptor signaling pathway. The transcript has 7 exons. The record is from RefSeq and is a predicted model, not a curated record. Lineage: Eukaryota; Metazoa; Chordata; Mammalia; Artiodactyla; Camelidae.